Messenger RNA from Hippocampus comes (tiger tail seahorse), 6346 nucleotides. RefSeq names its product solute carrier family 17 member 9b (gene slc17a9b). Gene Ontology annotation, cellular component: membrane. The coding region runs from base 1212 to 2609 and encodes 465 amino acids. Gene Ontology annotation, biological process: ATP transport; transmembrane transport. The record is from RefSeq and is a predicted model, not a curated record. Gene Ontology annotation, molecular function: transmembrane transporter activity. The transcript is spliced from 13 exons. NCBI's taxonomy places the organism in Eukaryota, Metazoa, Chordata, Actinopteri, Syngnathiformes, Syngnathidae.
AGCUAAGGCAUAUAUUUUACACUGGAAGAGCCUCGCGGCAAACCACCAAACAUCAUCAUUCACUCACAGAAUGGAUACUUAGGUUAAUUGUAUCUUCUGCCGGUCCAGAUAGUGUAGUGGUACUGGCGCCUGACUUGUGCGUGGGCAGCGUGGGAUCUGUUCUCGCUCACUGAUGAUGUGGGUGUGAAUGGUUGUUGUCUCUAUGUGCCCUGCGACUGUCUUACAACCAGUCUAUCUAUAUCAAGCCCCAGGCAAAUCACUAUAAAAACCUUUUCCACUUUCGCUUUAGAAAUAUUUUCAGGUGAAAAAAUAAAAACUACACAAUAACCUGGCUGUAUAAAUAUACUACAGUGGACGUCACUUGGCAAUAGCGACCCCAUGGAGACAAAGACCGUGAAUGUCAAAACAUAAUUUGCAAUAUUUUAAACAUAUAAGUAGCUUGAUUUGCUGAUUGAUACAUUAAAUUAGUUAUUCGAAAUAACUUUUUGUAUUGACUGGGUGAAGAUAUGCCGUUAUCUCCCUGCAUUGUUAUUUGGUGAAACUGAUGAAAUGCUUGGAAGAAAAGAUACUCCUUCAUUUAUAUAAAUAACGGAAAUUAUGUGUUGUGAAUCAGCCAUAUUUGGUGUUUACAUUCGCCUCGACGCCUUGAGGUCGGAAAUGGGACAAUCCGAGUGAGAUAAACUCGAUUUCCCACCUUUCCGAAUGCAGCAUCACAUACCCUCAGGCUACUUCUGUGUGUUCAGGGAGUCAAUUUCAACUCAUUACACACAUGCUGCACCGCAGCAUCCUUCGCAUGAGCGCAUCCGCAGCGGCUCUUCGGCCCAAAAGUACCCCCGUGAAGACGACUUACAAAGUUAAAGUGCACCAGGAAGAAAGAAUCGGCACGAGCUGACUUCCUCCCAGAUUUGAAUUGCUCACAGACGUGCGAUCGGAAUUUUGUUUUUGUGGGGAAUCACUUCCUGGUUGUGCGCCCUCUACCGACCACACAAAUACGUGCAGAGGUAAAAACUGACACGUGGAUUUCUCUUCGGUGGGGCAUCAGACAAACAGACUCCUUCGCUCAGUUUCCUGUCGGCCGUUCCUGAAGCUUUUUCAAGGCGAGAGAUAUGUGUGUCCGAACAUCAGAAGUACGCCGUGUCUUCCUGUCUGCACUGCCGGGAAGAAAUUGAAGUCGACGGUCGAGGCUGCCGCUAACAGAGACAGCGCGUUGAAUGGCACUGAUUCAAAAACAUGGCAAGAACUAUGGUCCAGAUUUGCUCAGUCACAAAGAGAACCAUCCGGCCGACAAGACUGGAGUCCCUGGAUGUCAUAAGAAGUGGGCCGAAAACAACAACUGGUCAAGGCCGGUGGCAAGGGUGUGGACAGUGGUGCUCCUGCUUGGUACGUGCCUCCUCUACUGUGCCCGGGUGGCGAUGCCCAUCUGUGCGGUCAGCAUGGCGGAGAAGUUCAACUGGAGCAAGAAGGAGACUGGCAUGGUUCUGGGCAGCUUCUUCUGGGGUUACUGCUUCACACAAGUGUUUGGCGGUUACGUCAGUGACCGGGUGGGAGGAGAAAAAGUACUCCUGCUCUCUGCUGCUGCCUGGGGCUCCAUGACAGCCUUCACUCCCAUCUUAGCUCAUUUUUGCUCCCAGCCAAUCUUCUCAAUGACGCUGGCCCGCUUCCUGAUGGGCCUUUUACAAGGUGUACAUUACCCUUCUUUGGCAAGCCUGUGCUCUCAGAAGGUGCUGGAGAGUGAGCGAGGCUUCCUCAUGAGCACCGUGGGCAGUGGCUCCUACCUGGGCACCCUUGUGAUCGGAGGGGCUGGUUCCCUUAUGCUGGACCUUUACGGUUGGGAGAGCGUCUUCUAUGUGUCAGGUCUGCUGGCGGUAAUGUGGGCCUACUGCAUGUGGAAAUACUUACUCAGAGGAGAAGGGCCAAUCAUCACUCUGGAGUCCUUGGGAAAUGGUGUUCCACAGUCCAAACUGACCAAAAGGCAUUGGUUACGGCUCUUCAAACAACCGGCAGUCUGCGCCGUGAUCAUUACUCACCUUUGCACAUCGAGCACAUUCUUCACUUUGUUGUCAUGGCUGCCAACCUUCUUUAAAGACACGUUCCCCGAUGCUAAGGGUUGGGUGUUCAAUGUCAUUCCUUGGUUGGUGGCAAUCCCCUCUUCACUCUUUAGCGGCUACCUGUCUGACCACCUCAUAAGUCAAGGCUUUGACACGGCCUCGGUGAGGAAGUUGAUGCAGUUUUUUUCGAUGGGGAUUUCUAGUGUGUUUACCCUGCUUCUGUGCGGAAACACCACAUUCUCCUGGGCCGUAACGUUUGUGUCGGCCACAAUGGGACUCACCACCUUCAGUCACAGUGGUGUAUCGUUAAACGUUCAAGAUCUCGCUCCAUCUUGUGCAGGGGCCUUGUUUGGUGUUAUGAACACAUGCGGCGCGUUCUCAGGAGUCCUUCUGGUGUAUUUCUCGGGCUAUCUCAUCGAGACCACAGGAUCAUGGGCGUCCAUGUUCUGGCUCAUCACUGUUGUCAAUCUGCUCGGCCUCUGCAUCUUUUUGGCCUUCGCCGAGGCCCGCCGCGUCGAUGUGGACCCCAGCAAGAUACGCCAUCACCACAUCCAUAUUUGAAUACUUUGUCCCAGACUGGACGUGAUUGUGCCUUUGAGCAGCUGCAUUCUCCGCAUGGGAGGUCUGUCACCCUUUCUUUCUCUCUCGCUCUCUUUCUCUCACAUGUACAACAUGUGCACAAAGCACACAGAAGUCUGCGUUUUAUUGCGCCCUAAAAUACACAAACUCAAAUCACAAAAAGACCAGCGUGGUGUCAGGGAACUGUUAAGGGAGGCUGGUCAUUGGGGAAGGUUUUCAGGAUGAACAAAAAGCACACCAUGGUAACUGAAGUGUAGCUCCAUGUUUUAAUGAGAAAGGGGAGUUUGCAAUGUUCUACAAUAAAUCACUUUGUCAUGUUUAUGAAGACAGUCCUUACGAUUUGACAGGAGUACUUGGUAAUCAUGAUCUGUGAAACAAUCAGUCGUCUCCCACCCCAUAUUGUGCCUCAGAUUUGACCCGCAUAUACUUUUCCUCCCUUACUGGCGGUGUAUCCCCUCUUAUCCCCCCACCACAUGCUCAGAACUUAAAUUAAUGUUCCUUUCAGUGGAGGUUUUCCGUUACACGUUUACACGACCAAAUAUUUGUGUUAGAGAAGGAUUAACCCCAGGGUUAUUUGUCUAUUCAGGUUUUUAGAAACCACAAUAUGAGCAUAUUCUGUUUUUUUAUGGCUGUUAAAAUGCCCUUUCAAACCCUUCGGGGUUCAAAGGCUUAUUGACUGCAUGUGAAGAUAGUCAUAGAUUUCAUCUUUAAAAAUGGGUGAAUGUGCGUAUUUUCUGUUCAGAUGCACGGGUGAGGACUUCUGCAAAGAGCCUCGGCCUGUCACUAAUUUUUUUAUAGGCUCAUGAUCCUAUCUAUUACUCCAUCAAUUAGUUGGGCAAUUGUGCGUUGUAACUGGUGAUGGUCAGAUGAAUUACAUUGCUUAAUCAUUGAAUGCAAAAUUACCUCGCGAUUACCUCGAGAAGGAUGCAUGUGCACACGAUGGCGUGUUCUCGUCUCCUAGCUGCGCCAGCUCCGCUUUGCAGUAAUUACAUUUUACUUUAUUUUUGUCCUUUUUUUCGUUGAGAGUGACUCCAAACUUUCGAAGAGUCAUAGUACUCUUCGUUAUCUCAUGGCACUACAUACACAUUUAUUGACACAGGCAAUCAUUGGUGCGUGCCAUCACAUGAGACAUUACUGUUUGUGAUUUAUCACACAUGUACUGCACAUGCUGACGUUCACCAGUCUGUCAAAUAUAUUUCAUGAAUGUGUGAAUUUAGUCUUUCUGAUCGGCCAGAAAAGCAAGUGAAAGUGCAUGGUUGUGCCCAGAAAGUAUUCAUGCCGCUGCUGAAGAAACACGGCGUUCUUGCCAUAGAGAUAAAUAACCACUUGAGGGAGGCUCGGCCAGUUGACGACCUGUCGCUGCCGUCUUUAGCCGGGAGCCCCUGGCGAUCUCUUCCAUUCGCUUGUAUUGACGUAACUGUGUUUGGCUCCGAUGAAUUCAUCAUUACUGGUCUAAUUUGUUACCGAUUGUGAAGCGACUUGGUUUGUUUGAAACAUCUGACAUACAGUUAUGAAAGCAGACACUUGGAUCAUUUUAUACUCAGGACUUUCAUCGCAUAUUAAAUAUAAAGGUAAAAUCAAAUGUUUUUUUUUUUUUUUUUUUAAAGAAAAAAAAACAAUACAGUAUAAUGAACUUCACCAUAUAGUAUUUGUUUUUUUUAUUGCUAUCACGUUGUGUGGAAGUGAUUGCGGCAUAAUUCGGUCACUGCUUUACAACACAACUGUUCAAAAAUUCAAUUUUAUCCUGAAUUGAAAUGCAUGUUUUAAUCAAGGAAAUACUGUCGAGGCUAAUCUUCUACUUUGGCUUCAUCUUUUUAUAUCCGACUUGAGAAGCGUCAGUGCCUCAUCAGUCAUGAAUCUCACCUCACAUUCACCUUUGACCUUGUUACCCCAGUUACCUUAGUCGUGAUGUCCUUCAACACUAUACGUUAUCGGUGUGAAGUUUUCAUUUUUGGAAGGCCGCGAUGCUUCCGCCUGCGGUUGCACGAUAAAUGAUUAACACCUCACAAUCUCACCGUCUUUCUCCGGCUGGUUCUUUUUCCUCGGGUGCAGUGGUUUCCUGUCGAUCAAAUUAGGGGCACAAGAUGUGACUGGAGACGGCCGAUUCCCGCCCCACAACGGAUCAUUUUAGCAGCUACUGCUGCCUAGUCAGGACGACUGCUUUAAGUGUUUAUCGAUGUAGUUUUUAGGACAAACUCCCCUUUAAGAUGCAUGUUUUUUUUUUUCUGUUUGUUUUUUAUUUUUUUUCCAGGGGUACACAACUACUACUCAAGCAAUAUACAUGAAAUUUUACGAAGGUGGUGGGACAUUGCUCAAAGAGAAACCAUGGCAGAUUUGUUGUGAAUUUGUCUUCACUUUUGCAAACAGUUUGAGAUUUAGUACAUUUUCAAAAUCUUCAUUUCUCAUUACUAUUUGGGAAUCUUGAUGGUAAGGCAUGCACAGGAUGUUGGAGUCUAGGAAAGGUUGCAGUGUUGGGAUGGGAAGAAUAUUGAUCCAAAUUGAUGAAGAAUUCUCUACAUUUUGUGAAUGUGCUUCUUAUUUAAUGUCUCUUGAAGCAGUUGAGGCGAAUUAAUCAACUGGUAAGUUUCCCCAUUGUCAACCAGGGACUUUUGGUCAAAGUUUCAUGCCUAGUUUAGAUUUGGAUUUUAGCCUCGGUGAAGUGCUGCUCUUUGAAUGAUCCUCUUUUCAAGAAAGUGCUUCUGCAUUGACACUUCAUCUUUGAGUGGCAUUCUAGUUAGAAAAUGCUUAAAGCGUGCGUUUGUUCUGUCUCUUCCGUGUUUUUGUUUGAGUUGUUGGUAGCGUACUUAUGUCCUGUAACUGUUUGUCCCCCUUCACCAUGUUUACAAGUUCGGUUGCAGUGAGGUGAAAAGGCUUCGAGCUAAUCAGUGCAUCCUACAAUACCUGUUUGCUGUUUCAACAAAUGUUUGAAAGCAAAAAGACCAAAGUUACUGAAAAUUUGCUUCUUUUUUAAAUUUUUUUUUUAAAUGUAGAUUCAUGUUGUAGAAAUACCUGACUUAAUUAUUUUGAAUAAAGUACCUUUAUAUUUUUAUGGCUUAAGAAGUAUUUGGUAUCUUUCUAGAGAGAAUAAAUUUAUUAGGCUGCGAUGGCAAAUGUAAAAAACGCCCAAUUGACCUGGGUAGUCUUUAUAUGUACGUAUUUCACUUGGGUGAAAGCAGCUAUCGCACUUAUCUGUUGUCGUUGAUAUUUGACUUAUUUGGGAGAUGUCGUUUCUCUCUUGCCUUGUGUCCUCCUUUGCUUCGCUGUGAACUUGUUGCACACUGACAUGAUGAAUGUUGCGUGUGUUGCCAGACAAAUGAGAUCUUCAGUUUGUAGAACGAAGUCUUUUUUUGGGAGGGGGUGGGGGGGUCGCACAUACAGAAACCGGAAAUAAUUGCUUGUAGCAUUUACUCUUGCUGUUGGAAGUUUGGGUACCUAUUUCAGGUGCUUACUUGACUUUGCCAGUCUAUGCAUUUUAUGUUUUUUGUGCCUGCUUGGGAGUGGUGUUACAGUGAUGUGAUUUUUUUUUUUUUUUUUUUUUUGGGGUGUCUCUGCCGACCAUACAUACAGUACAAAAUCCUUGUGAUGCAUUGUGAAAUGGGCGGCAGUUGUUUUAUCGCACACCACAUACCUUGGCCCAAAUAUGCUUAUCAUGUUUUAUAUCACAGUGAAAAUGUCUUUACUGUUUUUAAUCACAUAUAACCUCUGUGUCGGCUCAACAA